AUGCCAUUUGGAACCACUGUCAUCGUUUCCCGCUCGUCUCACAAACAGGUUGCGCAGCUGCGGAUGUCGGCCCUGAAAAACCAGGCCCUGAAGGGCCAAGAGAAGAAGCUCCGGAAGCAGCUCCAACAGAAGAAAGAGGCAGAAAAGGUUGAUGAGGAAAUAUUCCUGGACUACAGUAAACCAAUGCUUCACAUCAACUGGGAUGAACUUCGGGUCAAAAGUGUGAAAGCUCAACGUCUCCUCAGCUCACACAUGGAACGACUGCAGCGUGUGACUUCUGAGUGCGAAGGACUGAACACGGCCAUCACCAGAAAAAGACAGAUGGCUGCCAAAAUUGAGGAGGAGAUCCGACACGCUGAGGAGGAGUGUUUGAAAGCAGAAUCCCUGAACAGACACCUCCAGCGGCAUCUCUCAGACUACGGACAGGGUCCUGACGUUAUGGAGCAUUUCCAUGUGAAGGAGAAACACAAGAGACUGCAGAGGAGCGUUCACAUGUGGGAGAGAAAGGUUGGCGUUGCUGAGUUAGCCUUGAAGAUGGACGGAGCAGCCCGGAGCAAACAGGCGGCCAUUGUGACUCCUGUGAGCAGCGCCGAGGCUGGAGCUCGGUCCGACCAAGGCCACAUUCCAGGAAACCCCCACAUGGAAUAA
Molecule: messenger RNA, 648 nt
Organism: Salarias fasciatus (jewelled blenny)
Lineage: Eukaryota; Metazoa; Chordata; Actinopteri; Blenniiformes; Blenniidae
Product: coiled-coil domain-containing protein 113-like
Exons: 5
Coding region: 1-648 (215 amino acids)
Source: RefSeq, a predicted model, not a curated record